This is a messenger RNA of Scatophagus argus, 2854 nucleotides long. Its product is annotated as complement factor B-like. Gene Ontology annotation, molecular function: serine-type endopeptidase activity. The coding region runs from base 170 to 2521 and encodes 783 amino acids. Gene Ontology annotation, biological process: complement activation; proteolysis. Gene Ontology annotation, cellular component: extracellular region. NCBI's taxonomy places the organism in Eukaryota, Metazoa, Chordata, Actinopteri, Scatophagidae. The record is from RefSeq and is a predicted model, not a curated record. The transcript has 19 exons.
UUUUGGCAGUGGGAACCUAAGAUUUGUUUUUUUAUUUUCAUUUUUGUAUGAGUUUUGACUAAAAUUGCUUGUUUUUACACUAGCCAAGUUGAUUGACACAGAAUUAUUAAAAUCUCUCUGCUAUUAAAGUCUAACACAACAAUAAAGAAGUUGGGCGGGGGAUGGCUGGAUGUUUCCUGUAAAGCACAUUAUUGAUUUCCUUUUAUUUACCGUGAAGUUAAUAAGUACCAGGUUCAACAUGGGAUUUUCUCUCCCCUGGAGCUGGCUUGCAGUACUAACAUGUCUCCUCUGUAUGGGAGGUGAAGUUCGGUGUAAUUGUACGGAGGCAAAAGUACAAAUCGAAGGAGGAGAUUACAAAUUGACCAAGCAGCUGCAGACAGGCAGCCUGUUGAUCUACAACUGUCCUGAGGGUUACUACCCAUACCCAGUACUGACCCGCUUGUGCCAGCCUAAUGGCUCCUGGAACCCUGCACCCAGGAGGUUUAACCCCCAGAGAUGCAGACUUGUUGAAUGUCCAGAUCCCAAUGUGCUGGAGUACGGAAACGUCUCACCUCCUCAGGAAAAGUACUUUGUGGACAAUGAGACCACGUAUGAGUGCUACUCGGGAUACACGAUGAGAGGCUCAUCCAGACGUGUUUGCUUACCAAACGGAAAGUGGAGCGGCUCCACUCCCAUCUGUAGUCGUGACACAGGGGAUAAUUGUGCUGACCCUGGCAUCCCAGCCGGUGCCUCAAGAGAAGGACACAUAUUUGAAAUUGAUGACACAGUGAAAUACACCUGCAACGGCAACCUGUUUUUGGUGGGGUCGAGUGAAAGAGUGUGUCAGGAGAACGGCCAGUGGACUGGCAAAGAGCCAGCAUGCUACUACAAACACACCUAUGACACUUCCCUGGAAGUUUCACAGGCAUUUGGCAGUGCAAUUAAAGACAGUCUAACCACUCUUGAGCCAACUGAUGACACACAGGAGGGGAGGAAAAUCAGGAUUUCAAAAAAUGGGACACUUAACAUCUACAUUGCAAUGGACAUUUCUGAGAGCAUUGAUGAUAAGUCUGUCAAUGAUGCAAAGGAUGCUGUCUCAAAACUUAUUACAAAGAUUUCAUCCUUUAGCGUGAGUCCGAACUAUGAAAUCAUCUUUUUCUCCUCAGAAAUACUUGAAAUUGUCAACAUUCUAGAUUUUUUGGAGGGCAAAGUAACACUAAUCGACAUCAAGAAUAAACUGGAUAAAUUUCAAGCAAAAGACAGAACCGCUGCUGGAACAGAUCUAAACGAAGUCUUUUUGACCUUCUUGGAGAAAAUGGCUGUCAUAAAGCAACGAGCUAAAGAAGGUUUUAAGGAACAUCGUCAUGCUCUGAUCAUUUUUACAGACGGUGCUUAUAAUAUGGGUGGUUCACCUGCCCCUACUGUGGAAAGAAUCAAGAACAUGGUAUACAUGAACCACACUGCUGAGGGGGAGACUCAGCCAAGAGAAGAUUAUCUUGACAUUUACAUUUUUGGCAUUGGAGCUGAGAUCUUUGAUGACGACCUACAGCCACUUACAGUGGGGACCGGUGGACAUCAUUUUUUCAGAAUGAAGGACAUUUCUAAUUUACAAGAGACCUUUGAUGACAUAAUUGAUGAAGAAGAAGUUAAGGGCAUGUGUGGUCUUCACAAGGAGUAUGAAACACUUGACAGAGACAGUAAGAGGAAAAUGUAUCCAUGGAUGGCAUUUGUUUAUGUGCAGAAAGAUGGAACGACAAGGAAAUGCAUGGGCUCUUUGGUGACUCCUCGGUUUGUCUUGACUGCUGCUCACUGCUUCGUAUUUGGAGAUUUACCUGAGCACGUCACAGUUGAAAUUGAUGACGGACAAGGCAAAGUGAAAAGAGCUGAAAUUUUCCAUCUACAUCCAAACUACAAUGUUAGUGCUAAAGCAAAACAGGGCGUGAAGGAGUUCUAUGACUAUGAUGUGGCUCUCAUCAAACUGAAGGAAGAUGUUCGAAUCUCAGCUGCCUCCAGACCUAUUUGCAUACCUUGCACCUGGGAGACCAAUGAUGCUCUAAAACUGCCCAGUCAAUCCACCUGCAAAGAACAAGAGCGACAUCUUUUAAAGAAUCAUCUUGAAAGACUCAACUUCCUGACCAAAAAAGGUGACAGGGUAGAUGAAAGAGAUGUCCACGCUAAGCUUGGCGAUAAUAGAGAUGAAUGCAUCAGACAUGCAUUGCAGGCAGAGGGCAUAACAACAAGGAAUCCAAAGGACGCCGUAACUGAUAACUUCCUGUGCACUGGUGGUCGGAAUCCACAAAGAGAUCAUAUAGCAUGUAAAGGUGACUCUGGAGGUGCUGUGUUCAAGAACUAUGAGCAUCGCACAAUACAGAUUGCAGUAGUCAGCUGGGGAACCAAGAAUCUGUGCAAUGAAGGUGCUGUGGAGUCAGAUGACACAUCCAGAGAUUUCCAUUUAAAUCUUUUCAAAGUUGUCCCUUUUCUUAAAUCUAUUCUUGGAAAAGACACAGAUGACUAUGCACCACUGAAGUUUAUGGAGAACUAAAUGCUUUUACAUAGUAGCAUUUGUUUGUGACAUUUCAGUUAUAUAAUUUGUGUGUAAAAAUAUUGGUCUUAGUUAUUUUCCUGAUUGAUGAUAUGAUCAAAUCACUCAUUCAUUCAGUGUUUCUUUUCAGAUUCUGAAUUUUAAACAUAAAACAUACAAUUUUCAGAUAAAAUUUUCUCAUCCAAGACAUACAUACAAACACACUCUCGAAAUGUAGUUACAAUCAUGCAAAUAUUGAUCGGUUGUUCUGUUCAGUACAUUAUCAUCAUUUACUCAGUAUCUCCAGUGGUCAGCCUGUAUGUCAAGAGGGCAAUAAAUCAGCUUUAACCUGUA